AUGACGUCCACACAGAGGUGGCCAGAAAAGGGUUGGGUGCUCCUACACUUAUUGUUGGUGGUGUCUGUCAGUCAGGCUGAGGAGCUAGUUUGCAGGAGGAGAGGGGAUCCUGAGAAUCCACAGCUAUCUAAGGAUGGGGACAUCGUGUUGGGGGGAAUCUUCUCUUUCCACAGCAGCUGGAAAGAUAGACAAGACACCUACAUGGACAAACCACUGCCACUGCAAUGUACCAGUUUGAACUUCAGAGGGUUCCAGUAUGCCCAGACUAUGCUCUUUGCCAUAGCGGAGAUUAAUAACAGCACACAAUUAUUGCCUGGCAUAUCCCUAGGAUAUAAGAUCUAUGAUGUGUGUGGCUCCAUUGCAAGAGGUGUGACUGUUGCACUGGCCUCAGCUACUGGUAAUGACAUGGUAUUUGCACCCUCCGAUGUACCAUGUACCCGGCCAGUCAAUGUGCAGGCUCUUUUAGGAGUGACCUCUUCCUCUCCUUGCAUGGCCAUAUCUACUGUAAUCGGACCCUUUCAUAUACCACUGAUCAGCCACUUUGCUACUUGUGCUUGUCUCAGUGAUAAAACCAAGUACCCAUCAUUCCUCAGAACAAUACCCAGUGACUACUACCAGAGCAGAGCCUUGGCUCAGUUGGUCAAGUACUUUGGUUGGACUUGGGUUGGAGCGAUUAGAACAAAUGAUGACUAUGGUAAUAAUGGCAUGGCCAUAUUUACAGAAACUGCCCAGCAGCUGGGUAUCUGUUUGGAGUACUCUGUAGCUGUCUUUAGAACAGAUGCACCAGACAAAAUACAAAAGACAGUUGGUAUUAUCAAAGCUUCCACUUCAAAGGUGAUUGUUGCUUUCCUCUCCCACAUGGAUAUGGAUGUGCUAAUACAUGAGCUGUCUCGCCACAACUUGACAGGAUACCAGUGGGUAGGCACUGAGGGCUGGAUCUUUGACUUCCAAACUGCAGCCAUGGAUAGGCAUCACAUUCUAGAUGGUGCCAUUGGUCUGUCUAUCCCCAAAGCACAUGUCAGUGGCAUGAGAGAGUUUAUUUUGGAUGUGAAGCCUCUCAGUUCAUCUAGUAAUGAAUUGUUUACAGAGUUUUGGGAGACAUUAUUUAGCUGUAAGUUGAAUAAUUCAAGGUCAUCAGCAGAGAAUCAGACAGAAUGUACUGGACAUGAAGAUGUGACUGGAGUGCAAAACAGCUUCACUGAUAUGUCACUCAUGCCUAUCUUUUACAAUGUUUAUAAAGGAGUGUAUGCUGUGGCCCAUGCACUUCAUAAUAUCCUCAGCUGUAAUAAAACAUGUAACAACAAUGUGCAGCUAGAUCCAUUGACGGUGAGUUGAGUUGAUUCAUUGUUUUUACAUUGGAUUUUACAACACGUAAGAAAGAUUCGGUUCACAACAAAGGAAGGAGAUGAAGUUUACUUUAAUGAGAAUGGAGACCCAGCAGCAAAGUAUGAAAUUAUUAACUGGCAGCCAACAGAAAAUGGGAUUGUGGAUUUUGUUGCAGUUGGUCUUUAUGAUGCAUCUUUACCUGCUGACAAACAGUUGAAUCUGCAAAAUAAGUUUUUAGUUUGGACACAGAACUCUCUACAGGUGCCGUUGUCAGUUUGCAGUGAGAAAUGUCAACCAGGAACUCGCAAGGUCCUUCAGAAAGGAAGGCCUGUCUGCUGCUAUGACUGUUUAAGAUGUGCAGAGGGAGAAAUCAGCAACAUCACAGAUUCCAUCACUUGUGUGAGAUGUGGUCCUGAGUUCUGGUCAAAUGAGAGAAGAGAUGCCUGUGUAAAGAAGGAAGCAGAGUUUCUCUCAUAUGAGGAGAUUAUGGGAGCACUGCUCACUGCAGCUUCUCUCUUUGGAACAUGCAUGACUGCUGUUGUGGCGUUCAUUUUCUUCAGAUACAGACAGACUCCCAUUGUCAGGGCCAACAACUCUGAGCUGAGCUUCCUGCUGCUCUUCUCUUUGACUCUGUGUUUCCUGUGUUCUCUGACCUUCAUCGGCCGGCCCUCUGAGUGGUCCUGCAUGCUGCGACACACAGCAUUCGGCAUCACCUUUGUCCUCUGUAUCUCUUGUGUUCUGGGGAAAACAAUAGUGGUGUUAAUGGCCUUCAGGGCCACACUCCCAGGUAGUGAUGUGAUGAAAUGGUUUGGGCCUGCACAGCAGAAACUCAGUGUUCUGGGUUUCACUCUUAUACAAGUCAUCAUAUGUAUCCUCUGGUUAACAAUUUCUCCUCCUUUUCCCUUUAAGAAUUUUAAGGAAUUCAAGGACAAAAUCAUCUUAGAGUGUGCUCUGGGCUCAGCUGUAGGCUUUUGGGCUGUACUUGGGUACAUUGGACUUCUUGCCAUGUUAUGUUUCAUUCUUGCUUUUCUGGCUCGGAAACUGCCUGAUAAUUUCAAUGAAGCCAAAUUUAUCACCUUUAGCAUGCUGAUAUUCUGUGCAGUAUGGAUCACUUUUAUCCCAGCAUAUGUCAGCUCUCCUGGGAAGUUCAGUGUAGCUGUGGAGAUAUUUGCUAUUCUGGCUUCAAGUUUUGGACUGCUCAUUUGUAUUUUUAUUCCAAAAUGUUACAUUAUCUUACUGAAACCAGAGAAGAACACAAAAAAGAGUAUGAUGGGGAAGGGAGCACCAAAGUGGCCUGAAAAGGGUUGGGCACUCUUACACUUAUUGUUGGUGUCUGUCUCUCAGGCUGAGGAGCUAGUUUGCAGGAGGAGAGGGGAUUCUGAGAAUCCGCAGCUAUCUAAGGAUGGGGACAUUGUGUUGGGGGGAAUCUUCUCUUUCCACAGCCGAUGGAAAGAUAGACAGGACACCUACAUGGACAAACCACUGCCACUGCAAUGCACCAGUUUGAACUUCAGAGGGUUCCAGUAUGCCCAGACUAUGCUCUUUGCCAUAGCGGAGAUUAAUAACAGCACACAAUUACUGCCUGGCAUAUCCCUAGGAUAUAAGAUCUAUGAUGUAUGUGGCUCCAUUGCAAGAGGUGUGACUGUUGCACUGGCCUCAGCUACUGGUAAUGACAUGGUAUUUGCACCCUCCGAUGUACCAUGUACCCGGCCAGUCAAUGUGCAGGCUCUUUUAGGAGUGACCUCUUCCUCUCCUUGCAUGGCCAUAUCUACUGUAAUCGGACCCUUUCAUAUACCACUGAUCAGCCACUUUGCUACUUGUGCUUGUCUCAGUGAUAAAACCAAGUACCCAUCAUUCCUCAGAACAAUACCCAGUGACUACUACCAGAGCAGAGCCCUGGCCCAGUUGGUCAAGUACUUUGGUUGGACUUGGGUUGGAGCUAUUAGAUCAAAUGAUGAUUAUGGUAAUAAUGGAAUCGCCACAUUCAUAGAAACUGCCCAACAGCUGGGUAUCUGUCUGGAGUACUCUGUGCCUUUCUUCAAAACAGAUGCACCAGACAAAAUACAAAAGACACUUGAUAUUAUCAAAGCAUCCACUUCAAAGGUGAUUAUAGCUUUCGUCUCAUACAUGGAUAUGGAUGUGCUAAUACAUGAGCUGUCUCGAUACAAUUUGACAGGAUACCAGUGGGUAGGCAGUGAGGGUUGGAUCUCUGAUUCUCAUAUUGCAGCAAUGAACAGGCAUCACAUUCUGGAUGGUGCCAUUGGCCUGUCCAUCCCCAAAGCACAUGUCACUGGCCUUAGAGAGUUUAUUUUGGAUGUGAAGCCGCUCAGUUCAUCUAGUAAUGAAUUGUUUACAGAGUUUUGGGAGACAUUAUUUAGCUGUAAGUUGAAUAAUUCAAGGUCAUCAGCAGAGAAUCAGACGGAAUGUACUGGGCAUGAAGACGUAACUGGAGUGCAAAACAGCUUCAACGAUAUGUCACUCAUGCCUAUCUUUUACAAUGUUUAUAAAGGAGUGUAUGCUGUGGCUCAUGCACUUCAUAAUAUUCUCAGAUGUAAUAAAACCUGUGACAACAAGGUACACCUAGAUCCAUUCACGAUUUUACAGCACAUAAGAAAGAUUCGGUUCACAACAAAGGAAGGAGAUGAGGUUUACUUUAAUGAGAAUGGAGACCCAGUGGCCAAGUAUGAAAUUAUAAACUGGCAGCCAACAGAAAAUGGCAUUGUGGACUUUGUCAAAGUUGGUCUUUAUGAUGCAUCUUUACCUGCAGACAAACAGCUGACUCUGCAAAAUAAGCCUUUAGUUUGGACACAGAAUUCACAACAAGUGCCGUUGUCAGUUUGCAGUGAGAAAUGUCAACCAGGAACUCGCAAGGUCCUUCAGAAAGGAAAGCCUGUCUGCUGUUAUGACUGUUUAAGAUGUGCAGAGGGAGAAAUCAGCAACAUCACAGAUUCCAUCACUUGUGUGAGAUGUGAUCCUGAGUUCUGGUCAAAUGAGAGAAGAGAUGCCUGUGUAAGGAAGGAGGCAGAGUUUCUCUCAUAUGAGGAGAUUAUGGGAGCACUGCUCACUGCGGUUUCUCUCUUUGGAACAUGCAUGACUGCUGUUGUGGCGUUCAUUUUCUUCAGAUACAGACAGACUCCUAUUGUCAGGGCCAACAACUCUGAGCUGAGCUUCCUGCUGCUCUUCUCCUUGACUCUGUGUUUCCUGUGUUCUCUGACCUUCAUCGGCCGGCCCUCUGAGUGGUCCUGCAUGCUGCGACACACAGCAUUCGGCAUCACCUUUGUCCUCUGUAUCUCUUGUGUUCUGGGGAAAACAAUAGUGGUGUUAAUGGCCUUCAGGGCCACACUCCCAGGUAGUGAUGUGAUGAAAUGGUUCGGGCCUGCACAGCAGAAACUCAGUGUUCUGGGUUUCACUCUUAUACAAGUUAUUAUAUGUAUCCUCUGGUUAACAAUUUCUCCUCCUUUUCCCUUUAAGAAUUUUAAGGAACUCAAGAACAAAAUCAUCUUAGAGUGUGCUCUGGGCUCAGCUGUAGGCUUUUGGGCUGUACUUGGGUACAUUGGACUUCUGGCUAUGUUAUGUUUCAUUCUUGCUUUUUUGGCUCGGAAACUGCCUGAUAAUUUCAAUGAAGCCAAAUUUAUCACCUUUAGCAUGCUGAUAUUCUGUGCAGUAUGGAUCACUUUUAUCCCAGCGUAUGUCAGCUCUCCUGGGAAGUUCAGUGUAGCUGUGGAGAUAUUUGCUAUUCUGGCUUCAAGUUUUGGACUGCUCAUUUGCAUUUUUAUUCCAAAAUGCUAUAUUAUUUUACUGAAACCAGAGAAGAAUACAAAAAAGAGUAUGAUGGGUAAGGGAGCCUCAAAACCAUAA
Molecule: messenger RNA, 5184 nt
Organism: Acanthopagrus latus (yellowfin seabream)
Lineage: Eukaryota; Metazoa; Chordata; Actinopteri; Spariformes; Sparidae
Exons: 12
Biological process (GO): G protein-coupled receptor signaling pathway
Cellular component (GO): membrane
Molecular function (GO): G protein-coupled receptor activity
Source: RefSeq, a predicted model, not a curated record